UUUGGGGGCUUUGGAGAACGGAUUUGACCCCCUUUCUUGUUUUCCUUUGGGCAGGCAGUGGAGAAGAUUCGGAAGAUUGCGGUCACCAUCAAGAAGACGGAUCCAGCAGAGCUGAGUGGCCUGCUGGAGAAGUGCGCCAGCACCGCGUUAAGUUCCAAGCUGAUUUCCCAUCAGAAGGACUUCUUUGCCAAGAUGGUGGUGGACGCUGUCACGAUGCUGGACGAGCUGCUGCAGAUCAAAAUGAUUGGCAUCAAAAAAGUGCAAGGUGGAGCUUUGGAGAAUUCCCAGCUGGUGGCUGGCGUGGCCUUCAAGAAAACCUUCUCCUAUGCCGGCUUUGAGAUGCAGCCAAAGAAGUACGAGUCGCCCAAGAUCGCCCUGCUCAACAUUGAGUUGGAGCUCAAAGCCGAGAAGGACAACGCCGAAGUCAGAGUCCAGAAUGUGGCGGAUUAUCAGGCCAUCGUGGACGCCGAGUGGAACAUCUUGUACGACAAACUAGACAAGCUCAGCAAAUCCGGAGCCAAAGUCAUCCUCUCUAAACUGCCCAUCGGGGACGUGGCUACUCAGUACUUUGCGGACAGGGACAUGUUCUGUGCUGGACGGGUCCCCGAAGAAGACCUGAAGAGGACCAUGAUGGCCUGCGGUGGAUCUAUUCAGACCAGCGCCAACGCUCUCACGGACGACGUCCUCGGAUGCUGCGACCUCUUUGAAGAGGCCCAGAUUGGAGGGGAGAGGUAA
Molecule: messenger RNA, 735 nt
Organism: Notechis scutatus (mainland tiger snake)
Lineage: Eukaryota; Metazoa; Chordata; Lepidosauria; Squamata; Elapidae
Source: RefSeq, a predicted model, not a curated record